Molecule: messenger RNA, 1323 nt
Organism: Schistosoma turkestanicum
Lineage: Eukaryota; Metazoa; Platyhelminthes; Trematoda; Strigeidida; Schistosomatidae
Source: the annotation of a GenBank genome assembly
AUGAUCUCAAACUUUGAUCAAUUUUCCAAUUGUACAGCGCCAAUUUCAAAAAAGAAAUCAGAUUUUACUUCAUUACAUUCUAGUCAAUUGGAUUUACUACAAAUAGACGAUAAUACACCUGUUACUCCUUGGGUACGUGGAGAUGUGAUCUAUGAAGGAAUGGAACCCAUUGAUCAUGGUUAUGUACAAAAAAAUAUAUUUGGUCGACGUUACUAUGGAAACUAUCAUCAUUAUCAUUCUAAUCUAAUGAAAUAUUAUCAUCAUUCUACACCAACUGGCUAUGGAAGUGGUGAUACUAACUUCACUACUGUCUAUGAUGUUGACGAGGUAGACAAUAAUGGUAAAACAACGAAUCAGUAUUAUCAUAAUCAUAAUAAUAAUCGUGGUCAUCCCACUGUAUCUAAUCGAAAUUAUUCUUAUCCUCGUGGUUAUUAUCGUGGUGCUUCUUACUACAAUAAUAAUAAUCGAUCAAGAGUUCCAUUCACUUAUUCCUCCUCAUCGACAACAACAUAUCCUCCUUUAACAUCAUUAUUAAAACGUAGUCAAUCAAGUUUUAGUAUUCAUACCGAUUGGAAUAAUAAUCAUAAUAAUCAUAAUCGUAUUAUUAGUAAUAAUAAUAAUAAUCAAUAUUAUUAUCCCAAGAAUGCUAGACGAAUGAAUCAUCAUUAUCAUCCUCGGAAUGCUAAAUAUCGUUGUAAUAAAAAAUUGAACAAUGAACAUUGUACGACAGAUGAAUACAUUGAUGAUUGUUUAUUAACAGAUAUUGAACAGUAUCAAUUGAAAUUGGACAAUAUGAAUGAGGCUGAUGAUAAUCAUGUUCAAGAUAAUAAUUAUUAUUGUGAUAUUAAUGAUAAUCCAUGUCAACAUCGUUUAAAUGAUGUUGAUGUGGUUAUUGUUGAGGAUAAUUUGAAUUGUAGUAGUAGCGCUGAUAAUGAUAAUAAUCAUAGAACAAUGUUAAGCAUCACAAAAAAUGAUGAAACGACCAAGGAUACUGCUACUUGGAAUAAAGUCACACCAACACAGACUACUCCGCAGCCGCCUCAACCUCCGCCAACAACAACAACACCAACCUCAUCUUCCCCAUCAACAGAUUCUGAUUUUAUAUCAGUUGACAUUAGUCAUUCCUCCUCGUCGUCGUCUUCAUCAUCCACAUCGUCAAAUAAUCAAUGUGACGAUGUGACAACCAAUGAUGAUUGUGUUGACAUUGAAAUGAAAUCUAUUGAUACUACUAAGAAUGAUCAAAAAGAUUGUAAAUUUGGAAAUGUGAACGAUUAUCUUACACUUGUUUGGGGUGAUGUUCCUGAAACACUUGAAACGAAUUAA